AUGGAUAAGCCUCCAAGGACUACAAAUACCCAGGUUAGAGAAUGGAAUGAAGCUAUUAAAGAUUGGACCGACCAAAGCACGCCUUCGGACGGUUAUCCUCCACAACAUCCAGCGUUUCUUUGGAAAGUUUGUUGGGAGCAGCUGAACACCAUCAAAAUCCCUCUCUAUUCAGCUGAACUCUUUUUUGAUAAAGCCUUAAAAAUUGCUAAAGAUGAAGAUGUUACAAACAGUGAAGAAUUUAUGCGGCGCUUCAAAGAACUCGUCGAGCGGGACCAGGAUCGGUGGGAAGACUCAUUUGAGACAAUUUUAACUUGUCUGGGUCGCCAAAUUUUUUACCGUGACCUGGAAACCCGUUAUGUGCCUCCUCAAGAGGCAUGGAAAUCGGUUCAUAACGUUUGUGACGAUCGUUCUUAUUGGAACUUCUUGCAGCUUUUAAGAGGCGUCACGGUUGGCUGGCGAUCGGAUUCAACAUUUCAAAGCGAGGGCUCUAAUACAUUAAAUCAACAGCCUUACUAUUCACUCGCGCAAAACCUUCACAGCUAUAGUAUAGACGAGUACCACCCAUACAAUCCAGUCAAGCAAAAGCUUUACAGCUGUGGUCCAUACAAGAACGAUUUAUACAAUGGUUAUAAUGGACAUGAUUAUGGCUGUGAUAUGCCCCCACCCGGGGUAGCCAUGCUAAUAGGGGAACGAUACCAAAGAAAACGGAAGAGGGUUAGACACGACUACAAUGGCCACGGCUUCUACAUGUUGCCUGAUGGGAGCACAUACAACAAAUACCACUCCGUCGAGCUUGACUUUGAUACACACUCAGACGGGGAACCCACACAACUAGGGGAACGAUCUCAAAGCAAACGGGAGAAGAAGGUUGGCUUCGAUGGUAUUCCCGAUGACGAUAACAAACAGAGAUCCAAACGUCAGAAGCUUGAGCGUUCUACCGCAGAUUCCUCUUCAUCUGAACACGUUCAAGGAGAAACGGCAGCUGGGACGUCUGAUAAUCAGAUGUCAGAGAGUCAUACCACAGAUCCUCCAUUAUCUCAUGCUUCGUCUUCCUUUACUCAACCCAUCAAAGAAGAAAGGCCAGCUAAGAGAUCCAAGCGCCAGGGGCAGGAGGUUCCUACUUCAGACUCUCCAUCUUCUCUCACCGCUUUUUUUUCUUCUGAGAACACUGAAGAAAGGCCAGCUAAGAGGGUUAGACGCCAAAUGCCAGAGAAUGAUACCGCAGGAUCUUCAUUACCUCAUGCUUCGUCUUCCCACACCGAACGUGUCGAAGAGGAAAGGCCAGCCAAGAGGAUCAAACGCGAAAUGCCAGAGAAUGAUAAUGCAGGUUCUUUAUUGCCUCAUGCUUCAUCUUCUCGUACUGAACGCGUUGAAGAGGAAAUUUUAGCUGGGAGACUUGAGCGCCAAGGACGAGAAUUUGCCACUGCAGGUUCUUCGUUAUAUCCUAUCCCAUCUCCUAAUAGGAGCGCUCGGGGGGCAACCAAGAGACUGAGGCGCCAAAAGCGAGAGCCUGCCACUGCAGAUUCUUCGCCAUCUGCUGUCCCACCUCCUACUAGGAGCGCUCGGGGGGCAGCCAAGAGAUUGAGACGCCGAGUGUCACAGAGUCGUACUACAGAUUCCCCAAAUACCAGAACUUCACGGAGUAAUAGGGGGACUGCUUUGUGGCAGUUGGACCGUGAUGGGGAACCAGUAGAGGUUUAA
Molecule: messenger RNA, 1701 nt
Organism: Trichoderma atroviride IMI 206040
Lineage: Eukaryota; Fungi; Ascomycota; Sordariomycetes; Hypocreales; Hypocreaceae
Source: RefSeq, a predicted model, not a curated record